CAAAAAUUUUCAAACACAGAUGGAGGGAAACCCCUCCGACCCCUCAGUAUCAGUCUCAUAAUUCCCCCAAAUUUCAAACCCUAAUUUCCCAUCUCUUCAAUUUCUUUUAGUUUCCAAUGGCCGACGUCCUCAGCCCCGACCCAACCGCCACCCAGAAGCAGCGCCUCCCCAUGGCCGCCCGCCUCCAGUCUCCGACCAGCCCCUUCUUCCUCGGCUCCAACGACGACCACCUCGAGCGUGCCCAGGCACGCGCGGCACGCGCCGCCGCGAUUCGGAGAAAGUCCGUCGCCCUCAACCGUCAGCCACAUCUUGAUGGUUCCGAUUCCGAUCCCGGCCUCGAUAAGCAGCAGAUCCUUGAGCUCUUCCAGAAUUGUAUCAAACUCGCUAGCGAAAAUAAAAUUAAUCAAAAGAAUACGUGGGAGCUGAACUUGAUUGACCACUUGGCGGAGCUUGUCAAGGUUGAAGAGGAAAAGGAUGCGGAGACGAAUUUUCAGAAGGCAAGCUGUACUUUGGAAGCUGGAGUCAAGAUUUACUCCUUAAGAGUUGAUUCAGUUCACUCCGAGGCAUACAAGGUUCUUGGUGGGAUGAAUCGAGCAGGACAAGACGAUGAACAAGAUAAAGGUAUGGGAGAAGCCAAUGCUGACAAUGAACCAAAUAUGGCUACUUCCAAGAAAGAGAGAAAGAUGUCACCUUUAUCGACACUGGAGUCAUCUUUUGAGGCUCUAAAUGUGAAGAAGUUUGAUGUUGCAUUUGCAGUUGAUCCACUUUAUCAUCAGACAUCCGCACAAUUUGAUGAAGGCGGGGCCAAGGGUCUUUUAAUGAAUAAUCUUGGAGUAUAUGGUAGAUGCAGAGUGCUCUUUGACUCAUCGGAGGUACCAGGGAAGUGCAUAUCAUCGGAUAAUCAACAUGAUAAACCAGAUACCAUUGAUCUUUCUUUUGCUAGGGAAUAUGUUGAAGAGAUGGUAUUGAACAUGCGGACGAAAGAUGAAAUUUCACCAACUCUCAGGCAUUUGGUUGAUAGAUUUGAUGAAGAUAACAGAAGGCCAUUAGAUACAUAUACAUGUGCUCAGGAAUCGGCAGAGCAAGAUGAUUCUACCUGUAAUAAUGACAUUGACAUAGAUGGUGAUGCAUCUCACAACGAUGGGACCUGGGAUUAUGAUCACGAUGAGCAAACAAGCAUGGUGGAGGAGGAACAUAACUAUGAAAAUACAAGUUUUCCCAGUUACCACGAGGAAGACGAACCAAGUUCUUUCCAUGGACCUGAUUUUGAUGACAGACUUGAGAAAGUUGAUGGUUUUUUGUUUUUAAGUCUUGGAUUCACUUCCAAACAAAAUGCUUGGGCAGGUCCUGAUCAUUGGAAGUACCAAAAAACAAAAGGUUCCGAGGUCAAUACUCUUGCAGAACCACCAUUAACAGUUAAGCGACAAAGAAGCAAACAACAGCCUGAUAUUGAUUUCACUAAAGCCUUGGAAGAAGAAAUGUCUGAUCUAUUUGCUCCCCCCAAAAACCCCAAGUCGUUGCUGUUGCCUGCAAAUAGAGCAAUUUGUAGUACAAAACUUCCUGAGGAUUGCCACUAUCAACCAGAGGACCUUGUCAAAUUAUUUCUUCUACCCAAUGUAAAGUGCCUUGGAAGGAGAGGGAGGAAGUCUUCAGAUCAAUCAAGGCAACAAUAUGAGUAUUAUGGGCAAGCUUCAUUCUGCGAUGAUGAUGGUGGCCAGUAUGAUGAUGGCCAAUAUGAUGAGGGGAAUGUCCAUAGUGAUGUCGAGGACUUUAGCACACUUGUUUCUCAACCUCGCCAGGUAAACAAAAUUGAAGUCCAGUAUGACAAGACGUCCAAACAAGUUGAUGUCCAGGCUUUGAAAGAAACCCUUUGGGGCCAUGUACAAGAAACUGUUCAAAUGUCUACUCAGGGUGAAGAACAGGUGGUGUCCUUCAAGCAAAUACUGGGUAGCUUUCCUAGUGACUCCAGAGCUGCUCCAACUAUCAAUGACAUCUCCCCUCAUCUGUGUUUCAUAUGCCUGUUGCAUUUAGCCAAUGAGCAUGGGUUGAAGAUCCUUGGCAAUACCAAUCUGGAUGAUCUCAGUGUACACCUACCUCUCUUGUAGUGAAACAUUUUAGUGGAACCGUUGGGAGCAAUUGUUUGACUGUAAUUUUGUAUGCUAUUGGGCUUAGCUCAUAGUCCUAUUUAUUAUUGG
This is a messenger RNA of Fragaria vesca subsp. vesca, 2195 nucleotides long. Its product is annotated as condensin complex subunit 2-like. Gene Ontology annotation, biological process: mitotic chromosome condensation. Gene Ontology annotation, cellular component: condensin complex. The record is from RefSeq and is a predicted model, not a curated record. The coding region runs from base 117 to 2105 and encodes 662 amino acids. The transcript is spliced from 13 exons. NCBI's taxonomy places the organism in Eukaryota, Viridiplantae, Streptophyta, Magnoliopsida, Rosales, Rosaceae. Gene Ontology annotation, molecular function: chromatin binding.